Molecule: messenger RNA, 1463 nt
Organism: Oncorhynchus tshawytscha (Chinook salmon)
Lineage: Eukaryota; Metazoa; Chordata; Actinopteri; Salmoniformes; Salmonidae
Product: ADP-ribosylation factor-like protein 4D
Exons: 2
Coding region: 303-908 (201 amino acids)
Biological process (GO): vesicle-mediated transport; intracellular protein transport
Cellular component (GO): cytoplasm
Molecular function (GO): GTP binding; GTPase activity
Source: RefSeq, a predicted model, not a curated record
GUUGUUGUUCUAGAGAGGAGGUCUUGUGCAUGCUAUUCCAUUCCACUCUGCUGCUCAUUGCUCCAUCCAUCGGUGCACGGAGCAGACAGACAGAUAUUAGCACGCAGAGAAGCAAUAUUUGGAUGUAUGGAUAUAUGGAUGUAUUUGCUGCGCUAGGAUGAUGCCAUUUAUGUUCAUUCAAGUGGUCUAGAAGGUCCCCAGUCCUGCAACCGUCCAGUGAAGAGGGUGCCAAUGCACACCUAUUAGAAAGGAUUACUGAGCAUCUGCCACCUCACCCAAGGAGGUGAGAACAUCCCAUCACCAUGGGGAACCAGCUGACCGAGAUAGCCCCCAACACCCCGUUCCUGCAAAACUUCCAGUCCUUGCACGUGGUAGUGAUUGGCCUGGACGCGGCUGGCAAAACCUCUCUGCUCUACAGAUUGAAGCUCAAGGAGUUUGUCAAGACCAUCCCGACCAAGGGCUUUAACACAGAGAAGAUCAAGGUAGCGGUGGGCAGCUCGCGGGCCAUCACCUUCCAGGUGUGGGAUGUAGGGGGCCAGGAGAAGCUGCGGCCCCUGUGGAAGUCGUACACGAGGCGGACCGAUGGCAUGGUGUUUGUGGUGGACUCCACCGAAACCGAACGUAUGGAGGAGGCCAAGGUGGAGCUUCACAAGAUCACCCGUACCUCGGAGAACCAGGGGGUGCCCGUCCUGGUGCUGGCCAACAAGCAGGACCUGGCCUCAGCUCUGUCUGUGAGCGAGGUGGAGAAGGUCCUGGCCGUCCAUGAACUGAAUGCCUCCACCCUGCACCACGUACAGAGCUGCAGCGCCGUGGAUGGACAAGGCCUACAACCAGGCCUAGAGAAACUCUACGAGAUGAUCCUGAAGAGGAAGAAGAUGGUGAAACACAACAAACAUAGAAAGAGAUGAGCCUUGGAUUGUCCUGAUUUAAAGGGCCAUUUGUGACUCUUUGAGCGGCGGUCCUGUCCCUUUAAAUAAAAGGGAAGGUUUUUUGCCAACAAAGGACCAAUUCCAGAUGGCACAGGAGAAAUGGAUUUGGCCUUUAUGUGACAUGCAGUAUUGAUACACCGUCUUUCAUACCUUGUAUUAGCCACACAGCUGCCCUUUGUAUGCAAUGAAUAUGUGAUAGCCACGAGAGGCUGUAGCUGCCUAUGACAUAUUUUGUCCCACAAAGUUGGACUCACUUGUUUUACCCUACAACACAGUAGAAAUGUGAUACCGAACUUUGAACUCUGAACUCCUGUUGGAUAUGAACAAAGACACACAUUUUAUAUGAUAUGAUGCUAAAUCGUAUUGAUAUCAAAUGGAAUACCAUGGCGAUUACAGUAUUAUUUUGGUCACUUUUGAAAGAACAAUUCCAAGUACAUUCCCCUUAUGCCACAGAGUUUCAGUUGGAUUCGCAGGCUGUUUUUACAAGUUGUACAAUUUUUGUAACACUGAAGAAUGAAUAAAUCAACCCACUGU